Messenger RNA from Paraphaeosphaeria sporulosa, 1197 nucleotides. RefSeq lists its product as uncharacterized. Gene Ontology annotation, biological process: regulation of DNA-templated transcription. The transcript has a single exon. NCBI's taxonomy places the organism in Eukaryota, Fungi, Ascomycota, Dothideomycetes, Pleosporales, Didymosphaeriaceae. Gene Ontology annotation, molecular function: DNA-binding transcription factor activity, RNA polymerase II-specific; zinc ion binding. The record is from RefSeq and is a predicted model, not a curated record. The coding region runs from base 1 to 1197 and encodes 398 amino acids.
AUGCUCGGAUACAUAUCCUCGACGCGCAAGAAAUCCUGCAAGCAAUGCGUGAAAGCGAAACGGAGAUGCGAUUUGGGGUACCCUUGCUGCAAGCGCUGCUUCUCCAAGUCGCUCGAUUGUGCAUACCCUAAUUCGGUGCGCGAAGCGGAGGUCGUUAUUAGGCAGCGAACUCCGGAUCUCGCUCCGCUAGACCACGUCGGUGACAACGACCUCAUCGGUCUCCAGCCCGUUGGCUGCGACUUCGAUCUCGCGAUCUUGCAGGUGUCGACGUCGGACUCAAAAUCGUCGAGCAGUCCUGAGAGCCGGAGCAAUAUCGCCGAAGACAGAGAGGAGCAAGAUGCUACGAACAGGCAGGCGCUGUAUUGGAAGAGCAGUAAGGAGCCUGCGGUUAGUAGACAAAUGUUACCGAAGAUAUGGGCGCCGAGCUGGUUGAAUGAAGAUCAGCUUCUGUUCAUGGUGAGCAGGAUGCGGAGUUUUGUGCCGACGUUGGCGUUCACGGGUGCCAAUACCUUCAUCCACACUGCACUGUACAAAUCGCACCAGCCUACGGCCUUCCAGGACAGCAUCAGUCUCUCCGCGCUGUACCUCGCGAAGACGAAACAAAACGCACCAAUAUUGAUAAGGUCUAUUGAUGAGAAAAUAAACGGGCUGAUAGCCAGAUCGAACGGCUGGUCGCUACAGGAGCAUCUUGCUGCCGUUCAGGCUCUCAUUCUAUACCAAAUAAUAAGACUGUUCGACGGCGAUCUAGGCCAAGCAGGAACGGCGGCAAGACAGAACCACCUGCUGGAGCUCUGGACGGCACACCUCUGGAAGCGCUCCUUCGCCGAACCGAUCGCCUUCUCCAAGCCGUGGGAUGCCUGGGUAUUCUACGAGUCGCUCCGCCGCACCGUCAUGAUAUCUGUAUUCAUGCGCGGAAGCUGGAACGCACUUACGCAAGGCGGAUUGUGUGACCAGGUGCCUGUGCUCGCGCGGUUACCACUGUCAAAAGGCGAUGGGUUUUGGGAUAUUAGGGAAGAAGAAUUUGAUAGGCGGGUUGCCAGGGUGGAUGGAAGAGACCAGCUGGUUGCGUACGGUGACUUUUCGCUGAGCUGGAAGCCGGGAGAAGAUGAUGUGGGGGGAUUGACGGAGUUUCAAAGACUGUUGCUUGUCGCUUGUAGGGGGCACAUGGAUCCAAGGCUGUAUCUGGACGGCAUGUGA